Molecule: messenger RNA, 787 nt
Organism: Moneuplotes crassus
Lineage: Eukaryota; Ciliophora; Spirotrichea; Euplotida; Euplotidae
Source: the annotation of a GenBank genome assembly
UGUGUUCAAUAUUAUCUUUAACAAAUUCUCCAAUAAAUUCUAUCAGAUUACCACUUCUGGAUUUAUCCAAACUAAUAUUCUAGCAUACCCUUUGAAGUUGAAUUCUACAGCAAAUGUUCAUCAAACUAAUGUCUUUGUAUAAAUAAAGUUCAAUAAACUCUCAAACAUAACAAGAAAUAUAUCCUCCAAACAUAAAAUUAAGAUUUAGAGAGAAGUGUUGGUGCUUUGAACUAAACCUUCUCCAACCCGAUAAAACCUUUUGCUUAUAUGUCCUCUGACAGCCAUAACGGCACCUGGCUUGAUUACCUCUUAACUAAAGGUCUAACUAUUUCGAUCUGGAGCCUCAGCGCUUUCACAGAAUAGUCUUAACUUCGAGCCGAAUAAUCGUUGGCAUGUCCAGACGCGAACAGAAGCACCUAAGUCACAACCCAGAAUGAAGGUUUAGCAACUAUGGAGCCAACCUGCACCAUGUCGGCUGAACUUGAGCUUCAGUCAGAAAUAACAGAGAUUGUGCUUGUUCUGUUUAUUUCAUUUGAACAAAGUUGGGAUUCUAAUAUUCAGCAAUGGUUAUUUACUAUUUGACAUUCAAGAGUCUAGCAAUGAUCAGUUUGACAAAUCUCAUUAGAAUUCUGGUGAGCAUUUUAAGAUGCUAUUUGCGUGAUGUCUGGCAACUCCCUCGAACAUCACUCUAAUGUAAGCGUCAAGUGAGUUACAGCUUGAUUUGCACUUUCAUUUUAUGCUUUGGCAAUUCGAAAGUUGAAACUUUAUGAGUUAAUAUAAGAGUUUA